This is a messenger RNA of Colletotrichum siamense, 756 nucleotides long. RefSeq lists its product as uncharacterized. The transcript is spliced from 2 exons. Lineage: Eukaryota; Fungi; Ascomycota; Sordariomycetes; Glomerellales; Glomerellaceae. The record is from RefSeq and is a predicted model, not a curated record. The coding region runs from base 1 to 756 and encodes 251 amino acids.
AUGAAGUACUCCAUCGCCGCCGCUGCUCUCGCUGGUGCCGUCAUGGCCCAGGAGCCUGCUUCCACCGUCUUCUCCACCCAGUACUUCACCGUCACUUCUUGCGCGCCCACCGUCACCAACUGCCCUGCCCGCAGCACCGUCGUCUCCUCCAGCGUCGUCCCCGUGACCACCUCCACCGUCUACCAGACCAACGUCAAGACCAUCACCUCUUGCGCCCCCACGGUCACCAACUGCCCCGCCGGCUCUACCGUCGUCGUCACCGAGACCAAGGCCAUCGGCACCACCAUCUGCCCCGUCACCGAGACUGGCGCCAAGCCCUCUGCCACCCAGCCCCCCGUUGUCGUUGUCCCUCCCCCCGCCAACAACGGCACCGUCCCCGCGGCUGUUCCCUCCAAGCCCGCCACCACCGGCAAGCCUCCCGCCGUCACCACCGGCGCUGCUCUGCCCUCCGUCUCCGUCCCCGCCACCCUGGUGUCCAGCCCGGCCGCCCCCGUCUGCCCCGGCGUCUCCGUUAAGACCAUCUCUACCUCCGUCACCACCGUUGUCCCUACCGUCAUCUACGAGACCGUCUCUGUCCCCUGCGCUACCGCCACCGGCCAGAAGCCCUCUGCUACCAUCCCCGGUGUCCCCACUGGCGGCAACGGCACUACCUCUGUUCCCCCUACCAAGACCCCCGUCACUGCUGGCGCUUCCGGCCUGAGCGGCUCCGUCGCUCUCGCCGCCUUCGCCGGUGUUGCCGCCUACGUUUUCGCUUAA